AUGGCGCCCCCAGUUCGGUCUCGGUAUAGCCGAAUUCCGAAGGAGAAGUUUUCAGCCUAUUUUGGUCCGCUCAAGAGCCAACCAUACAAUGACUCUACCUCGAGGGGAGGAUCACAUCACAGCCUACGCACCCUUGCCUGGAAUCCUUUAGGAACCCUUAUCGCAACAGGGGCUUCUGACAAGACUCUUCGUGUUUGGAAUCCCGAGAAGCCAAAUGUUCGCUUCUCAACGGAGCUCAAAGGACACACAUCAGGCAUCGAGAAAAUUGCUUUCAACCCAGUCAAGGAUGCAGAGCUCUGUAGCGUCAGUAAUGAUGGCGUUGUCAAGUUCUGGGAUGUCCGAACGAAAGCAUGUGUGAAUGAGGUAAAGGGACUAGGCAAUACCCACGCGCUUGCUUGGGCCCCUGACGGCUCAUCAUUGCUCGUAGGCAACAGGGCUGGCGAACUUUUCCAGCUCUUACCAACCAAGUCUUCCGUAGUCUCCUCUCACCAGCAGCCCGUUGAAACAAACCAAAUGGCUUUCGCUUGGACUGGAGACAAAGUCUUUCUGCCGACAAAUGAGGGCAGGGUUCGCAUACUAUCCUAUCCUGGGCUGGAGCCCGUCCUCCAUGUCAACCAUGCCGUCAAGCCAGACGAGUCCACAGAGUUCACAUUAAAGGGGCAUACCGCCCCUUGUCUGACAGUUGAACUCUCGCCUACCGGGCGGUACCUCGCGACAGGAGGAGCCGAUUCUAUUAUUGCCCUGUUUGAUACCAAAGAUUGGAUCUGCCAGCGAACCGUCUCGUGCCUAGUAGGCCCCGUCAAGAGCAUAAGUUUCACCUUUGAUGGCAGCUACGUCGUUGGUGGCUGCGAGGAAGGUUCUGGCUUGGAGGUAACCCAUACAGAGACAGGUGAACACGUCCAUACAUUCAAAACCGCUGGCCCGUGUGAAGCAGUUGCCUGGGCGCCUACCAGAUACUGCCUUGCCUACAGCGAUCUAGGCGUUCUUCGCAUCAUUGGCCUCGACGCCGAUCGCAAAUGA
This is a messenger RNA of Thermochaetoides thermophila DSM 1495, 1020 nucleotides long. RefSeq names its product WD40 repeat-containing protein. The record is from RefSeq and is a predicted model, not a curated record. Lineage: Eukaryota; Fungi; Ascomycota; Sordariomycetes; Sordariales; Chaetomiaceae. Gene Ontology annotation, biological process: mRNA export from nucleus. Gene Ontology annotation, molecular function: protein binding. The coding region runs from base 1 to 1020 and encodes 339 amino acids. The transcript has 6 exons. Gene Ontology annotation, cellular component: THO complex part of transcription export complex.